Danio aesculapii is the source of this 1656-nucleotide messenger RNA. It is a transcript of the gene ccdc28b, whose product is annotated as coiled-coil domain containing 28B. The transcript has 6 exons. Lineage: Eukaryota; Metazoa; Chordata; Actinopteri; Cypriniformes; Danionidae. The coding region runs from base 174 to 815 and encodes 213 amino acids. The record is from RefSeq and is a predicted model, not a curated record.
CGGUCGGGAAGUAGGAGACGCUGGAAGCAGCGUUUGAGCUCGAUUUGUAAAACGGACCGCAAAUUUAUCCUGGGCACACUGGAAUGGAAGAACCGACAGAGGCGCCUUAAAUUUGCUUUGGAAAGCUGAAAGAGCCUCAUCCAUUUCUGACAGCCGAAAGUGCUGCUGCCUCAAUGGAGGACAAGAGGAAGAAAAGAAGUCCCAAAGUGUCUCUUCCCCAGCCCCCUCCUCCACCAAUCAACCCUCGAAAGCUCACCGUCCUCCCCGCGAGCAAGAGCGCCACAUUCUCUCUGGGCCUACCCCAGCCUCCCUCCCCCAAACCCAGGGGCAAAUACAAGAGAUCGGUGGGGGCAAUGGGUCCAUCCAAAGAAGCUCUUGCAGUUCCCGUGGUUCCCCCUAAAAACACAAGGCCUCACAGAGAGAAGCCCAGAGCUCCUCAGCCUGCUGGUCCGAGCCGAGUGUCCCAGUCGUCCUCACCGCUCCAGCACACGUUUCUCACUGAUGUCUCUGAUGUGAGAGAGAUGGAGGGAGGACUGCUCAACCUGCUCAAUGACUUUCACUCGGGAAAACUGCAGGCAUUUGGUAAAGUGUGCUCUUUCGAGCAACUAGAGCAUGUGAGGGAGAUGCAGGAACGUCUGGCUCGGUUGCAUUUCAGUCUGGACAGUCAUGUGGAGGAGCUGUCUGAAGACCAGAGGAAAAACGCUUCAGAUCGCAAUCUAGAACACCUGCUUUCUAACCUGGAAGAGUUGAGCACCUCAAUACAGAAACUGCAUCUGGCAGAAAAUCAAGACUUACCCAAGACCUCCAACACCUGAAGCAGAAAAACAAACACUGUGCAAACCAAAGCCCGAUUUACCAUGGCUACAACUCAGCUGCGAGUUAAUGAGCGCCGUCAUUGUGAUCUGUUUCUAAUGCAAUGCUAAGCAGCAUCAAAGCACAUUCUCCAUGUGAGCGAAAUUCAGCUGCAAAGAGGCACUGUCAGAAUAUUUUGAUUGUAGCAGAUAAAUAUGAAGAAUUCCAGUGAUUUUGAGCCAAUUGUGAUCACCUUAACCUGCUCUAUUAAGAGUCACACUUGUGUUGUUCACUGUCAAAAUGGAGUAGAAAUAAUAGUGCUAUUUUUAUUAAAUUAUUGCGCUAUACUUUAUGACAAUAAUGUUGUUAGUUCUUUAGUAUUUGAGAAGGUUUCACACUGUAAAAAUGUUUUGUGUUGGGACAACAUGAAGGAAUUAAGUUACCUUAUUAGUUUUUACAAAUUUAAGUGAAUUGAACGUAAAACAAAAUAAGUAGUUUGAACAAACAGCAAACAUAAUUUUUUUGAGUGCACAUUGCUGUGAUUGCAGCUCGAUCUAUGGUUGCGGAUAGGGGAAAAUCCAAUCCAGAUGACCUCAACAGUCGAGGUUGGGGAAAUGCAACUGUUUUUAAAAAUAUAGAUACAUUUGGCUAAAAAAAGUGGCUAAUUCAUACAAAUUUACACAUAUGAAAACGAAUGGUUUUCAAAAGGAGGAGGGCCCCCAACCCUACCCCUCAUUUAGGGGUGAACAAAUUGUACUUAAAUGUACGAAUGAAUAGGAAUAAAUUAAUAAACACGAAUUAACUACUAAUUUAGAAAGUUACAAAUUGCUGUAAGAUUGAGUUGAAGAUUCACAUAAAAAUGUC